Messenger RNA from Heteronotia binoei (common prickly gecko), 9574 nucleotides. It is a transcript of the gene TNRC6B, whose product is annotated as trinucleotide repeat containing adaptor 6B. Gene Ontology annotation, molecular function: nucleic acid binding. Gene Ontology annotation, biological process: positive regulation of nuclear-transcribed mRNA poly(A) tail shortening; miRNA-mediated post-transcriptional gene silencing. Bases 623 to 6199 code for a protein of 1858 amino acids. Gene Ontology annotation, cellular component: P-body; nucleoplasm. The transcript is spliced from 26 exons. The record is from RefSeq and is a predicted model, not a curated record. Lineage: Eukaryota; Metazoa; Chordata; Lepidosauria; Squamata; Gekkonidae.
AGCAACAUAAGCAGACGCUUUCACCAAUAGAGACUCAUGGUUUACACGUUGUCCAAUUAUUAUCAUAAACUUGUGAGGCGGUGCUUCAUUUAACAGGCAGCUCGUAUGCCUAGUGGGUCUUGAGAUGGCUGAAGAGUCACCCAAUGAAAAAUAGGAAGUGGAUGAAAAAGGAAGGUUGUCUCUCGACGGUCAUGUAUCUUGACCAAUUGAUAGUACCGUUAUUGCAGUGGCACCCAAUGAGCGGCGUCGAGGGCGGGACACGGUGUGUUUGGGUUCGUGCUCCUCCAGGGAGUGAGACGGCGGCGACGAGUGAAGUUUAUUUUUUGGUGUGUUUUCUUCCCCCUCCCCUUCCGUGGGCUGGAGGUUAGCAUCUCCUCGCUGAGUUUCCCCGGCGAAUAAAACGGGCGGGAAGAGCGGGCCCCGGUUCAGCGUCACCGACAAAGGAGGUGGGCUCCGCCUGUGCACGGCGGCGGGCGAAAAGGCGACGGCCGUGGCUCCUUGUCGGGAUUUGACUUAUGCACUGAAUGUAGCCAGGCUGGAUCCUUUUGGGCUUCAGUAGCCCUAAGAAGCUGUCAGGGCAGAACUUCAUACUUCAGCAGAGUUUUGCACAGGUUCUAUUUCCAUGCAAAUUGAUGAGGGAGAAAUUUUGGAGGAAGGCAGUUCCAAGAUGGAACAUGAGGAUUUUGUAAUGGAAGGGCAUGGCAAGACUCCACCUCCUGGUGAAGAAAACAAACAAGAGAAGGAGCAAGAAAAGGAAGAACAGUUAAUGGAAGACAAGAAAAGAAAGAAAGAGGAUAAGAAGAAGAAAGAAUCUACUCAGAAGGUCACAGAUCAAAAAACCAAAGUGCCCGAAGCGACAAAACCAAGUUUAAGCCAACCAGUGACUGCCAGCCCAAUUGGCAGCUCUCCAUCGCCACCAGUCAACGGUGGCAACAAUGCCAAAAGGGUGGCAGUGCCGAACGGUCAACCGCCAAGCGCCGCCCGCUACAUGCCUCGGGAGGUGCCGCCGCGAUUCCGUUGCCAGCAGGACCACAAAGUGUUACUGAAACGUGGGCAGCCCCCUCCACCAUCCUGUAUGCUCCUUGGGAGUGGAGUAGGGCCACCUCCUUCUCCAGCACCUGGAGCAAAUCCAAACAACGCACAACCAGUGACGGGAGUGCUGCUGCCAUGUGACAGUGGGACUGCAACCGAUUCAACAACUGGAGGUGCUGCUGCUUCAAAUUAUGCAAAUUCCACUUGGGGUCCUGGAGCCUCCUCCAACUGCAACAAUGCCAACCCAACUCAUGUCUGGGACAAGGUGAUUGUAGACGGGUCUGACAUGGAAGAGUGGCCUUGUAUUGCCAGCAAAGAUACUGAGUCUUCUUCCGAAAACACCACAGACAACAACAGUGCCUCGAACCCUGGCUUGGAGAAGAGCACUCUGCCAGGAAGCACCACUAGCAACAAAGGAAAAGGAAACCAGUGCCAGUCUGUAAGCUCUGGUAACGAAUGUAAUCUUGGGGCCUGGAAAUCUGACCCUAAGGCUAAAUCUGUUCAAUCUUCCAACCCUGCAGCAGACAGUAACAAUGGUCUAGCAAGCUGGAGGAACUUGAGUGGGCAGGACAGAAUUGGCCCCAGCUCUGGCUUCAGCAACUUUAACCCAAAUAGCAACCCAUCAGCUUGGCCAGCACUGAUUCAAGAGGGAAAUUCAAGGAAAGGGAUUUCAGAAUCUGAUAAUGGUAGUUCCAAUGCACAGAUUAGUACAGCAGGUCAGACUUCUAGGGAACAGCAGUCAAAGAUGGAAAAUGCGGGUGUUAACUUUGUCUCUGGCAGAGAGCAGGCUCAAAUUCACAACACUGAUGGACCAAAAAAUGGAAACACUAACUCUUUGAACUUAAGUUCACCAAACCCAAUGGAGAAUAAGGGAAUGUCCUUUGAAAUGGGCUUUGGGAACGCCUCCAGGAGCACUGAUGCCCCUUCACAAAGCACUGGAGAGAGAAAAACUGGGAGUGUUGGAUCUUGGGGUACAGUAAGGGGGCCUUCUGGACUAGACAGUGUCUCUGGUCAAAGCAAUUCUGGAAAUCAUGGGAACAAUGGAAAAGAUAGGGAGGACUCAUGGAAGGGAGCUUCUGUUCAAAAAUCAAAUGGGUCAAGAAAUGAUUCUUGGGAUAAUGGCAACAGGUCUACGGGUGAUGGGUCUUGGACCUUUGGCCCUCAACACUCUAGUGAAAGCAAAUGGAGUGAAGGGAACAAAAUGACAUCAGGGGUGUCUCAGGGAGAAUGGAAACAGCCGUCUGGGUCUGAUGAACUGAAGAUUGGAGAAUGGAGUGGUCCAAACCAACCAAAUUCUAGCACUGGAGCAUGGGACAAUCAAAAGGGCCACCCCCUUCCUGAAAACCAAGGCAAUUCCCAGGCUCCCUGUUGGGGAAGAUCUUCCAGCUCUACAGGAAGUGAAGUUGGAGGUCAAAGCACUGGAAGCAACCACAAAGCAGGAAGUAGUGACAGUCACAAUUCUGGACGUAGAUCAUACAGGCCUACACAUCCUGAUUGCCAGGCUGUCUUGCAAACUUUGCUGAGCAGGACUGAUUUGGAUCCCCGAGUGCUUUCAAAUACUGGCUGGGGUCAAACUCAGAUCAAACAGGACACUGUUUGGGAUAUAGAAGAGAUGCCAAGGCCUGAGGGAAAGGCUGAUAAAGGAACUGAGGGGUGGGAGAAUUCUGCCAUACAGACAAAGAGCUCAGGGGGCUGGGGAGAUGCACCCAGCCAAAGCAAUCAAAUCAAGUCUGGAUGGGGGGAGCUCUCUACUCCAACAGAGUGGAAAGAGCCCAAAAACACUGGAGGAUGGAAUGACUAUAAGAACAAUUGUUCUAACUGGGGAGGAGGAAGACCCGAUGAAAAGGUGACAACAACUUGGAAUGAGAAUUCAAGCAAGGAUCCAGGAUGGAAUGGACGGCCACCUAAUCAGGGGUGGUCUUCUGGGAAGAAUGGCUGGGGAGAGGAAGUUGACCAAACAAAAAAUAGUAAUUGGGAAAGUUCAGGAAACAAGUCAAUGUCGGGUUGGGGUGAAGCUAGUCAAAAUGAGAUUGGGACUUGGGGUAAUGGUGCAAAUGUGAAUUGUUCUUCAAAAGGAGGGUGGGAUAAUAAUAAAAGAGCUCCAGCGUGGAAUGAUACUGGUAGACAACCCAAUUCCUGGAAUAAUCAGCAACAACAGCACCAUCAGCAGCCAGAGGCACCUGGCUCCUGGGGCCCACCUCCACAGCCCCCAGGUAAUGGGAGGCCACCAAAUUCUAACUGGAAUAGUGGGCCACAGCCAACUGCCUCAAAGGAUGAGGAACCUAGUGGCUGGGAAGAACCAUCCCCCCAAUCAAUUAGUCGGAAAACGGAUAUUGAUGAUGGCACUUCAGCAUGGGGCGACCCUAAUAGUUACAACUACAAGAAUGUGAACCUGUGGGACAAGAACUCACAAGGUGGACAACCUCCACGAGAACAGAACCUCCCUACUCCAAGGACUAGCAAAUCGGCAACCUCAGUCUGGAACAAAAGCACACCUCCUGCUCCAGAUAAUGGUACAGCUGCCUGGGGUGAACCGAAUGAAGCCAGUCCUGGAUGGGGUGAAGUAGAUGAUGCAGGGGCUUCUACCAGUUGGGGGAAUGGACCCUCCACUGCACCAAAUGCCAUAAAACCUAGUAACAAACCAUCUCAAGAUGGCUGGGGGGAAAAUGAUGGGCCAGUAUCUGGAACACGGCAUUCCAGCUGGGAAGAGGAAGAAGAGGGAGGAGUCUGGAACACAGGCUCUCAGGGAAGCAGUUCCUCCCAUAAUUCAACAAACUGGGGACAAGGAGGAAAGAAACCACAGAUCAAGUGUUCGUUAAAAGGGGGCAGUAGUGAUUCAUGGAUGAAUACUUUAUCGGAUCAGAUUUCAAAUAUGGGAUUGCUGAAUCAAACUGAGGACACUCCAGGCAAUAAGAUGGACUUAUCUGUAGGUGGCCUCCAAGAUAAGAAGUUUGAUGUGGACAAACGAGGCAUGAAUCUCGGGGAUUUUAAUGACAUAAUGAGAAAGGGCCGGUCUGGUUUUCGUCCUCCUAAUUCCAAAGACAUGGGAACCCCAGAUAGUGGGCCUUACUUUGAAAAGCUGACUUUGCCUUUCUCCAAUCAAGAUGGGUGCCUUGGGGAUGAGGCUCCCUGCUCUCCCUUCUCCCCUUCUCCCAACUACAAGCUAUCUCCCUCUGGUUCCACACUACCCAACGUCUGCCUUGGGGCAAUCGGCUCAGGGCUCAACCCCCAAAACUUCGCUGCUAGACAAGGGGGCAAUCAAGGUCUGUUUGGAAACAGCACAGCACAAUCGAGAGGAAUGCACCCACCAGUGCAGCCACUAAAUCCUUCCCCCAAUAUCCGGGCACAAGUGCCUCCCCAAUUUAUUUCUCCCCAGGUGUCUGCCUCCAUGCUCAAGCAAUUUCCUAAUAGUGGUCUGAACCCAGGACUUUUCAAUAUGGGGCCUCAACUUUCUCCUCAACAGAUUGCUAUGCUGAGCCAACUUCCACAGAUUCCUCAGUUUCAGCUUGCUUGUCAACUUCUCCUCCAGCAGCAGCAGCAGCAGCAGCAGCAACAGCUGUUACAGAACCAGAGAAAGAUUUCUCAAGCUGUGCGACAACAGCAAGAGCAACAGCUUGCUCGUAUGGUGAGUGCCCUUCAGCAGCAGCAGAGGCAGCCUGGCAUGAAACAUUCUCCAUCCCAUCCAGUAGGGCCGAAGCCACAUUUAGACAACAUAGUUCCUGGUAGUCUGAAUGUGGGUCUCUCAGAUUUACAGGCCAAAGGGCAGAUUCCUGGAUAUGGUUCAGGUUUUGGCUCCACUGGUGUGGAUUAUGGUAUGGUGGGAGGGAAAGAAACUGGAACAGAAUCUCGCUUUAAACAAUGGACUUCUAUGAUGGAUGGGUUGCCCACUGUAGCUUCCCAAGAUGCCAAUAUGCACAAAAAUGGCACGAUUGUGCCCCCUGGAAAAGCUCAAGGGGGAUCACCCUACAACCAAUUUGAUAUAAUCCCUGGUGACCCACUGGGCAGCCACACAGGUCAUGGUGGUGAUAGCUGGUUACCUGCCAAAUCUCCACCAACAAGUAAGAUUGGAAGCAAAUCCAGCAAUGCCAGUUGGCCUCCAGAAUUUCAGCCAGGAGUGCCGUGGAAAGGUAUUCCAAACAUUGACCCUGAAUCUGACCCCUAUGUGACCCCAGGAAGUGUACUGGGGGGUACAGUCACAUCCCCCAUUGUAGAUACUGAUCACCAACUUCUGCGGGACAACACCACAGGGUCUAAUUCUUCCCUCAACACCUCGCUGCCUUCACCUGGUGCCUGGCCCUACAGUGCCUCUGACAGUUCCUUCACAAAUGUUCAUAGCACUUCAGCAAAGUUCAGUGAGUAUAAAUCAACAUGGUCCCCAGAUCCCAUAGGACCCAAUCCCACUCAUCUCUCCAACAAGAUGUGGAAAAACCAUAUUUCCUCAAGAAACACUACAGGGCUGCCCCGGCCACCUCCUGGUCUGAGUAAUCCAAAACCAUCCUCUCCCUGGAGCAGCACAGCACCCCGCUCAGUCAGGGGGUGGGGGGCACAGGAUUCGAGGCUUGCCUCUGCGUCUACCUGGAGUGAUGGUGGAUCAGUUCGCCCUAGCUACUGGCUGGUUCUUCACAAUCUCACUCCACAGAUUGAUGGGUCAACCCUGAGGACCAUCUGCAUGCAGCAUGGUCCACUGCUGACAUUCCAUCUGAACCUGACCCAAGGCACCGCCCUUAUCCGAUACAGCACCAAGCAGGAGGCAGCCAAGGCCCAGACUGCACUGCACAUGUGCGUUUUGGGAAACACUACCAUCCUGGCUGAGUUUGCCACAGAUGAGGAGGUUAGUCGCUUUCUGACACAAGCUCAACCUCCUACUCCUGCAGCAACACCCAGCACACCUGCAGCAGGCUGGCAGUCUCUAGAGACAGGACAAAAUCAGACAGAUCCAGUUGGACCUGCUUUGAAUCUUUUUGGUGGGUCAACAGGGCUUGGGCAGUGGAGCAGCGGUGGUGACAGCAGCAGUGGGGGUGACCUUGCUGGUGCUUCGUUAUGGGGCCCCCCAAGCUAUUCUUCAAGUUUGUGGGGGGUUCAAAGUGUAGAAGAUCCCCACAGGAUGGGAAGCCCUGCUCCCUUACUACCUGGAGACCUUCUAGGCGGAGGGUCGGAUUCAAUCUGAACUUAAAACUUUCAACUCUGACCUCGUGACCUUUUUGGAACAGCAGCAGCACUAACUUGACCUUUUCUUUUUUUUCAACUUGCAAUAAAUACAUUUUAAAAGGAAAAAAGAAAAUGGAGAGAGAAAAAAGGUGGGUCAUUGACAGGACUGUCUGAGCACAUAGUUGCCUCCCUUAUAACUUCAGUUUUUUCGUUUGGAAUAUGAAUCCAAAAAGAGAACAUAUCACUCUUGAAAUACUUGAAUCAUGAACGCCAACUUAGAAAGACAAUGUGAAGCAAGUACACAUACCAUUUAAAUCUAAACAAAAAAAUUAAAAAAAUUAGUUUCUAGUUUUUCACUUUUUCAUGUUAUACGGAAGUUGUUGCUAAGAAACAUAUAUACUGAAAAAAUAGCUUUUUAACUUUGUUUGCACUGGGUGUGUUUCCGUCCUUAGGUCUACCAUGUUGGGAUGGGACAGGGUGGGAUUCAAAAGCGUUGGGGGUGGGGUGGGAGGGGGAAGACUUGACGGAGCCUCACUUUAAAAAACAAAAAGAAAAAAAACACUUUGUGAUUGGCUGGUUGAUAUAUACCAGUAUGUUCUGGCACAUGUAACUGCCCAUGUAUGUGUGUUUCUGUGCAAGUGUGCGCGCGCGUGUGUGUGUGUGUAAGCGCAUGAUUGUGUGUAUGGCUGUAUGCAUUUGUCUUGGAAAGCUGCAUUGCUGUUGGUCAGCAACCUAUCUGACUAGACUUAAACUUAAUUAUGAUGGUGCCUGUGACUGAUGCAAAAUCAAAUUGACCUGUGUUAACAAUCUGUCAGUUGGUGGUAUUUUUAUUUUAGCAGGGUAUUCAGUGCAGUAUGGAUCUUGUUCUGACCCUGUCAUAGAGCAACACACUGCCAUAUCCUAAGGAUUUGGUGAAAGGGGUGCCAGUGCGGGGUUUUCCAGAGAGUAGGGGUUGUUUUGUUUUUGCUGAGGGAAAUUCUGUUUUGCCUAGAAGUGUAUUCAUGUCUCAAAUGAGAUUUUGUUUGUUUGUUUGUGAACCCAGGCUUAUGUUUAUGACAAAGCCUUUCUCCUUCCAAGGAGACUAGAGGGAAAAUGGCAUUGCAUAUUUUUGUGACAAAGACCAGUAUAAUGGUUGAGGCUUCUGUGGUUGUUUAAAAAAAACAAAAACAAAUCCUGUACCUGUUCCUAAAGUCUGUAUAUGAAGAUUUUUAUCUAUUUGUGGAAAACCCACCAAAAAUCCAGGCUUAACUGUAUUUCUUAAAUGAUCUGCUGUUUGUGUUGAAACUAAAAUGUCAGUAGUUUGCUGGCCUGUCUCAUAUUGUGAAAGGUCAUGCAGCAACCUUUGUUCUUUCCUCCAGUGAGCGUUACCUGUGCCAGGCCUAGGUGUAUUACAGCACCAGACCAUCACUGACAGAAACGUUUACUUAUGAAUGUUCUUAAACCAGUGUGUACUUUGAGUGUUUUUUUUUCUCUGUGUAUUUUCCUGUGUAUGUCUUGCUUAAGUUUUGCUUAGGCAGGCAUAUGACUAGCAAAGACUUCUUUUGUUUAUAAAGUAUUGCACCUUUAUUAUUUUUACUUUUCCCUGUACUGUUGCUUUUAAUGUCUGUAUUUAAAAGAGAGGUUUUGUGUUGAUUUUUGUUUUUUUUAAAAAAAACCAUCGGUGUAGUAGUACUCUGGGCAGAAUAGGGAAGACCUAUAAUUAAUUCAGAAGAUUGCCAGUGUGUGCACUGGGAAUAAAAUUGCUUGUUGUGAAGAAAGCUGUAGCAAACAUUGCCUUUACACAAAGCAGUUUUGGGGAAGGGCAGGGAGGAAAAGAACAGGAAAGGAGAUUCAGGCAUUCUUCUUUGAAGUGUUAGCACGUAGCUCUGGCUUUUCACUAGUUCUGCUUAUGUUUGAAUAACUAAGUGCUGCCAUAUUCUGUACCAGCAAAUACUUACAUAAUGCAACACUUGGAAGUAGCAGAUCAUAUUGUAUGGGAUCCCAGCAGAAGUGUCUUUCUCCUUUACCAUUUUCACUGUAAAAUACAGUGAUAUAUAAAUAUAAGAUUGACAGUAGAUACACUUUAAGCAAAAUUCAUUAUACUCAUGUCCAAAGGGAAAAAGAAUUUGUGGAUUCUGUAUGUGAUGAACCCAAUAUCACAAAGACAAAUGAAUAAGUGGAAUGCUACAUUUACAUCUGCCUGUUUUUGUUUUUUUACAUAGUAAGUCCAGGUGGUGAAUGUAGACAGGUGUGUGUACUUAAAUUUCAGCAUCUGCAGCAUAUUACAUGGACCUUUAAAAAGCAUUUUCCCUUAUUUCUGCCUCUGUCAUACAAUCUCAUAUGUUGAGACAAAAUGUUUUUUUCCCAGUUCCUGACAAUUGGGUUUCCUUCCGGCCAUUAAACAUGCCUGCUCCUAAAAUAGCUGUAUUUGUCUCUGGGGCCUCAGUGUUGAAACUGUGCAGGAUAAAUGAUAGAAAAAGCCCUGAGCUAGGAGAACAUGCAGCACCUCAUGGCCUGGAUAAGCAGCUAUGUGUUCCAACAUGUGACUUGACACACAAGCUGGUUCACUACUGUCACCACUCUCUCCUGCCCUAUGGUCCCUUUGCCUGCACUUUGGAUUUGUUGAGUUCAUUAUACUACGGUGAAAGCCGGGUGCUAGAGCCCCUCUUGUUUACAAGACAUAAUGAGGGAUUUGAACUAUUUUUAAAAAAUUAAAAGCUAAAAUGUUCUUCCAUCACAAGCUUAAAGGGAAAAAAAAUUAAAACUUACAAAAAAAGACCAAAAAGUGCGUGUGCGCAUAUAUAUGUGUGUAUCUAUAUGUGUGUGUGUAUAUAUGUACACACAUACACACACACUCUCACACACACACACACAUAUAUAUAUAUAUAUAAAAUGAAGACUAACUCUGGGAGCAUUUAACAGUGUUUUUGUGUUUAACAUUUAUUUUCCUGCUUUAAAUUUGCAAGCAUUCUCAGGAAUUCUAGGGUAGGAAGCCAGUUUUUGAAGAUGGUUUAUUUAACCUUAUCCUAGAUAGGUGGUUGUUUCUUUGUUGUUAAACUUUUACAAGUUCCUGAAUCUUCAAAAAGUUUAAUUUUUUUUUCUUUACAAAAAGCAAAAAAAUUGAAAAACAAAACCUAAUACACACAAACUUCAAUUGUUGUCAAAACUGGGGAUCAAAUUUUUAAACAAAAGUACAAAUUGAUUACAAAAAAAAUCUCAAUAACAGCAACAAAAAGUCAUUAUAUUCUUAAAAGUCCAAGUUGUGAGAAGAUUUAUACUUGUAGAGCUUAGUCUCUUGCAGGAGUGUGUGUUCAGUUGUAUGGGGAAGAGGAUUGUGUGUGAAUGAAACUGUGUAAUCACCUAGUUAUUUCACAAUGAAUAUUAACAUGAAAUCUUCCUCCAAGCACCUUUUUUU